AUGGCGGCCGUCGACGAGCAGACGCUCCUCCACGACGUGGAACAGCGCUUCCUGCGCCUGAGUCAGAAGCUCGAGGCCUGCGAGAAGGAGCGCGACGAUCUGCGCGCGUCCCAGGGCAAGUCGGACGAGCAGAUCUCGGCCCUCACGCUCAGCCAGAGCGCGGCCCUCCGGGGCGAGGCCGACGCGUCGGAGAAGCGGUCCGCCGCCGAGCGCGAGGCGAGCCGCCUCGACGCGGCCUACAAGGCCGCGCUGGAGCGCGCGGAGCGCGCGGAGCUCUCCGCGUCGGCGGCGGCCACGGGCCGCGCGGCCGCGGAGGCGGAGCUCGCGGGCGCGCGGUCCGAGGCGCGCGCCUUCGAGCGGCGCGCGGCGUCCGCCGAGGCCGCCCAGACCGGCGCGGCCCUCGCGUCGGAGCGCGCCGCGUCCGAGCGCCGGGCCUUGGAGGACCACGCGGCCUGGCUCCAGUCGGAGCUCGACGCGCGGACCAAGGAGCUCCGGGACCGGCGGCGGUCCGGCGCGAGCCAGCUCAGCGAGGCCGAGGGCGCCCGCGCGUCCGCCGGCGCCGAGGCGGCGAAGCUCCGGGCCCAGGCCGAGGCGCUCAAGGCCGCCGAGACCCGGAGCGCGGCCGCCGCGGACGCCGCGGAGCGGAAGCUCCGCGACGCGACGAAGGCGCACGCCGAGGCCGUCGCGCGCUACGAGGGCGACCUCGCCGCCGAGAAGCGCCUCGCCGUCGCCCUCGUGGACGAGGCGGACGCGGCGGCGCGCGACCGCGACGCCUUCGAGGAGACCGCGAAGAAGGCCGAGGCGUCCGAGGCGGCGCUGCGCGCGAACUUGGACGCCGAGGUCGCGCGCCUCAAGGCGCGGAGCGACGAGGUGCUCGCCGAGGCCCGGGCGUCGGCCGACGCGCGGUUGAAGGAGACGGAGGCGGAGCUGGCGACGCAGACGGAGCGCGCGGAUCUGCUCGAGGCCCGGGCCGGCGGCGCGGCGUCCGCGCCGCCGGCCGACGCGGGCCCCGCGGCCAUGUACGAGCGCGCCGUCGACGCCGAGCGCGCCGCGGAGCGCGCGCGCGCCGAGCUCAAGCGCAACGAGCUCUACCUCGAGCGCGUCGCGCGCGAGGUGGAAAAGAAGGCCGAGGUCUUCGACCGCGAGGUCGCGGCGCGCAAGUCCGCCGUCGCGGCCUACGACGCGCUCGCGAUCAAGCACCACGGCGCGCUCCAGGAAUUGGAGCAGUCGAAGACGGACGCGGCGGCGGCGCUCAAGCGCGCGCGCGAGGAAAAGCACGAGCGGUCGGACCUCGAGCGGUCGAAGCGCGACCUGGCGCUCCAGGUGCAGGAGCUGCUGCGCGUGCGCACGGGCAAGUCGCCGUCGGGUUUGGUGGAGGCGCGGCUGAAGAAGAACUCGGCGGAGGAGCAGGCGCUCGGCGAGCAGCUGGUCGUCUUCGACGACGUCGCGGGGCUGCAGCAGCGCAACGAGCAGCUGCUGCGCGUCGUGCGCAAGCUCGCGGCCGAGGCCGAGGCGAAGAAGCUCGAGGAGGCCGAGGGCGAGACGUCGGGCGCGCUCGAGCAGGCCCUGAAGGAUCUGGAGGACCUCAAGUCGAAGCGCGAACAGCAGGAGACGAUGGUCCGCGCCGUCGUCGCGCAGCGCGACUCCUACCGGGACCAGCUCCGGGCCCGCGGCGAGGUCGCGGCCAUCGUCGCCGCGCCCGCGGCGGCCGCGUUGACCGCGGACCCGGCGGCGGCCGCGCUCCGGAGGGCCGAGGUCGAGGCGGAUCUCGAGGCGGCGGCGCGCGAGCGGGACCUCGCGAAGCAGGCCACGGCCUUCGCGCGCGACGCGGAGCUCGCGGCGAAGCGCGAGCUCGCGGAGGCGCGCGCCGCCGAGGGCCGGCUCCGCGGCGACUUGGAGUACGAGCGGUCGCGGACGCAGCGAUUGGAGUCGUCGGCGGAGGCGAGCCGCCUCGGCGAGCAGGCGGCUCUAGCCGAGGCCGCGGGGCUCCACCGCCAGCUCGACCGCCGGACCGACGACCACGAGAAGCUCGUCGAGGACAAGGCCGCGUGGAUGGACGAGAAAGCCGACCUCGCUCGCGCGAAAAAAGCCGCCGACGACGCGCUCGACGGCGCCCGGGCCGCGAAGCAGGACGCCGAGGCCAAGGGCGAGGCCCUCAGCCGCGAGAACGACAAGCUCGUGGCGGCCCUCGACGGCGUGCGCAAGUUGGAGAACGCGCUCGACGCGAAAUCCGAGGCCGAGGUCACGUCGCUGCGGAGCCGCCUCGAGGCCGCGGAAAACCAGCGCGGCGCCGCGGCCCAGGAGCUCGCGCUGAGCCAGGAGACGCACCGCGUCAAGUUCAAGGCUUUGGAGGCCGACGCCGCGGCCGCGCGCGACGAGGCCAAGGCCGCCGAGGCGCGGUGCGCGGACGCGCGCGAGGCCGCGACGAAGGCGCAGGCCGAGAAGGACGGCGCCGAGCGCCGCCUGGCCGACGCGUUGCGCUCGGUGCCGCCGUCGUCGGCGCCGGCGUCGAGCCCCUUUGUCGAGGCGCGCGCGGCGCCGGCCGCCGCCGACGCGGACGUCGCUUUAACGGCCGUGCUCCGCGCGGACGCGGACGCGUUGCGCGCCGAGCUCGAGACGGCGUCGGCGGCGCGCGACGCGGAGCGGGGCCACGCGGACACGUUCCGGCGCAUCGCCGCGGCCCACGAGGCCGCCCUCGCCGAGGCCACGGCCGCCGCGGACGCGACGAAGGCCGACUUCGCGGCCGCGAAGCAGGACCUCGAGGCCAAGCUCGCGGCCGCGUCCAAGAAGGAGAAGGACGCGCGGGCCGCCGAGGUCGCGGCGCAGCUCAAGGCCGACGGCCUCCAGCACGACCUCGACGCCGCGCGCGGCGACGCGGCGCAGUCCCAGGCGGAGCGCGACGGCGCGGCCGCCGCGCGCGACGACGCCGUCGCCGCGCGCGACGCGGCCGCGGCCGACGCGGACCGCGCGGCCCAGUCCGCGGCGACGGCCCGCGACGCCUACGAGCGCGAGCUCGGCCUCCACGCGGCCCACGUCGCCGCGCUCAACGCGGCGACCGCCGCGUGCAAGGCCGCCGUCGCCGAGCGCGACGCGCUCAAGAAGGCCGCGCCCGCCGCGACCCCGGAAGCGCCCGCGCCGGCGCCCGCCGCCGUCGACGACGAGGCGGCGAAGCGCCUGGCGGCCCUCGAGCGGCAGAACGAGCUGCUCCACGCGCAGAUCGCCGUCGCGUCGUCGACCGUCGAGCGGUUGCAGCGGCGCCGCGGCGACGACGCGCUCGCGGGCGGCGGCGACGCCGCCGCGGGCGCCGAGUCCGACGCCGAGGCGCGCCUGCGCGAGCUGCGCGAGGUCGUCCUCUUCGUGCGCCGCGAGAAGGAGCUGGCCGAGGCGAAGCUCGCGGUGUCGGAGCGGACGCGAGGCCGCGCCGAGGCGCGCGCGCAGACCUCCGACGACGCCCUGGCGACCGUGCGCGUCGAGCGCGACGCCCUGCUCGAGCAGCGCGACGCCGGGCCCGGCGGUCUGGGCGAGCACGCGCAGAACGCGGAGCGCGCGCGCGCGGAGCAGGCGAGUUUGCUCCGGGAAUCGAACGCGUCCCUUCGCGCGGACGCCGCGAAGCACAAGGCCGCCGCCGAGGCCCUCCGGGCCCAGCUCGACAAGGUCCACGCGUCCCACGUCGAGCCCAAGCACAAGCUCGUCGCCCAGCUCAAGGCCCAGGUCGCGACGAAGGAGCAGGAGCGCGCGUCGCACGAGCGCGACGCCAGCGCCUGGCGGAAGCGCGUCGACGCGCUGCUCUCCAAGGUCACGGAGAAGAUCGACGCCGACGAGUACCGCGCCGUCGAGGAGAAGCUCCGCAAGGCCGAGGACCGGCUCGCCGACGCUACCGAGGCCGCGGCGGCCGCGAAGCGCGAGCUCGCGGCCGCGACGACCAAGAUCGAGUCGCUGGACGCGGCGCACGCGCGCGACGCCGCGGCGGCGGCCCAGCGCUACCUGCGGUCCCUGCGCGCCGACGGCCUGCACCGCCGGUCCCUGACGGACGCGGCGGCGGCGGCGGAGAAGGUCAAGGCGCGCGCGGACGCCGCCGACGCGUCGAACGUCGCUCUCAAAGACGAGCUCGUCCGCGCGGAGGCCAAGGUGCGCAAGGCCGCGGGCAUGAUGCGCCAGUACAAGGCCCAGAACGCGGCGCUCCAGGUCAAGGUCGACGCCGUGCCCGCGGCGCCGCCGGCCGCGGCGGUCGCGGUCCCGGCCGCGCCCGCGGCGCCGGCCGCGGCGCCCGCGCCCGCGGCGCCCGCGGCCGCGGCGCCCGCGCCCGCCCCCGCGCCCGCGCCGGCGCCGCCGACGGCCGUCGCGAAGAAACGCGCCUUACCCGUCGCGGCCGCGCCCGCGGCCGCCGCCGCGGCGCCGGCGCCCGCGACGGCGUCGGCGCGCAAGAAAGCGAAGCGCGCCGCGCCCGCGCCGGCCCCGGCCGCGCCCGCCGCCGAGCCCGCGGACGCCGCCAAGCCCGCGGCCGCGGCCAAGCCCGCGGCCAAGCCCGCCGCGGCCGCCAAGCCCGCGGCCACCAAGGCGUCGCCCGCGGCCAAGGCCGCGGCCAAGCCCGGCGCCGCCAAGGCGUCGCCCGCCGCCGCCAAGAAGCAAAAGGCCACGGAGGCCGCCGCGCUGCGCGCGAAGCUCCUCGCGUUGCAAAAGUCGAACGCCGAAGCGAAGAAGACCAUCGAGGAAAAGAAGGCGGAGCCCGCGGACGACGGCGCCGCGUCGCCGCCGCCGCCGGCGGUGCUGAGCCCCCUCGCGCCGACCUUCGUGCCCGUGCUCAGCCCCGUCUUCCCGCCCGCGGCGCCGCCGGCCGAGGACGCGCGGCCCAAGGCCGUCAGCGACGUCGACCGGCGCAAGGCGCGCGCGGCGCGCUUCGCCGGCGGCGCCGCGCCGGCGCCCGCGCCCCCGGACGACGACGACGAGGACCUCUAG
Messenger RNA from Aureococcus anophagefferens, 4956 nucleotides. RefSeq lists its product as hypothetical. Gene Ontology annotation, cellular component: nuclear pore. Gene Ontology annotation, molecular function: structural constituent of nuclear pore. The coding region runs from base 1 to 4956 and encodes 1651 amino acids. The record is from RefSeq and is a predicted model, not a curated record. Lineage: Eukaryota; Pelagophyceae; Pelagomonadales; Pelagomonadaceae. Gene Ontology annotation, biological process: mRNA export from nucleus. The transcript has 2 exons.